UGUGUGUUCAUCUCUUUGCUCUUUUCAUCAUGCGGCCGUUCUCUCCGUUCUCACGGAAACCUUUACUACUUCUCGGGUUUAUUUCUGUAUUUAUAUUUCUAUACAAUGUGGCGAGUCAUCCUCGAGUAGAAAAAACCAUGCAGCCUACAGCUUAUUACAACGACUACGAUGAAGCGGUGUGUCUACCCGAUCGUGUUCUCAAGAAACAACCUCCCCAUCAGAAAGCCAAAGCCGCCAUUGUCAUUCUCGUUCGAAACAGCGAACAGGUGGCCAUUGCAGAAACGCUUGAAAACUUUCAGGACAAGUUCAACAACAACUUUGAUUAUCCCUAUGUCUUUUUGAAUGAACAAGAAUUUACCACGGAAUUCAAAGAUGCAAUGCAUCAAGCCGCUCCCAAUGCGUCCAUGAGCUUUGGCUUGGUCUCCGUGGAACACUGGAGUUACCCCAGUUGGGUGAAUCAGACUUAUGCACAGGAAUGUCGAGAACGCAUGGACGCCGAAAAUGUGUUUUACGGAGGCCUUGAAAGCUACCAUCACAUGUGUCGCUAUCAAUCUGGCUUCUUCUUCAACCAUCCGUUGCUGGAAAAUUAUGACUGGUACUGGCGUGUGGAACCUGGUGUGCGAUUUUAUUGCGAUAUCACGUAUGAUCCAUUCUUGUAUAUGCAGAAAUACAACAAGCAGUACGGUUUUGUCGUUACGCUUUUGGAACUGCGAGAAACGAUCCCGACGCUUUGGAAAACGGUCAAAGAAUACGCUCGAUCGCGUCGUCUGGAUCUUUCCGAGAAAAAAAGCAGUCUUUUCCCUUACUUUGAAGACGACAAUGGUGAUUACAACCUUUGCCACUUUUGGUCCAACUUUGAAAUCGCGUCUCUGAAUCUCUGGCGAAGCCCGAGUUAUCGCGAUUUUUUCAACUAUCUCGAUCAGACCGGUAAUUUCUUUUAUGAACGUUGGGGAGAUGCACCAGUUCACUCGUUAGCGGCUGGAUUGUUCUUGUCCACGGAUGAAAUCCAUUACUUUGAAGAUUUUGGAUACCAGCACGACAAGUACCGUCACUGCCCUUCAAAAGAAAGUGGAUUAGGUUGUCGAUGUGAAUGUCCUGAAGGCACAACAGAUGAAAGUAUCGAUCAUGAUCAGCAUUACGAUACGUGUUUACCAAAGUGGAGAGAUUGGGUCAAGAAAUCCAAUGCGAGGAAAAAGGGUUGGAGAAACGUAUGGGCAUAGCAUGAUCUGCGACCCAUUUUCUUUUAGGUAUACCAUUCUCAUAAACCCGCUCUUACGUGUUUCAAUACAUAAUAUUACACAUUAGUAAUAUCGACAAAGGAACAAACAGGAUAGGAGAGUUCCAUUGGUGAGAGAGCGAGAGAGAAAGAUAAUAAGCACAUGUAGAGAAUAGCUUUAAUACAGAAAUGAUAAUAACAAGAAAAC
Molecule: messenger RNA, 1424 nt
Organism: Radiomyces spectabilis
Lineage: Eukaryota; Fungi; Mucoromycota; Mucoromycetes; Mucorales; Radiomycetaceae
Product: nucleotide-diphospho-sugar transferase
Exons: 4
Coding region: 30-1220 (396 amino acids)
Biological process (GO): cell wall mannoprotein biosynthetic process; protein N-linked glycosylation
Cellular component (GO): membrane; Golgi apparatus
Molecular function (GO): alpha-1,2-mannosyltransferase activity
Source: RefSeq, a predicted model, not a curated record